AUAUUUCUUUCAUUCCAAAAUCUCAAAACUUUGGUGUUCGUGUAUGUAAAUAUAUACACACUUCAUCGUCUUAGUUGGCUGUUAAUAAGAACUAGUGCCCACAAAAUGUACUUCCUUUCUAUUUUUGUCCCUCUCUGGGGAAAAAAAAAAAAAAAAAAGAGAUGGGAACGAAGAACUCUAACCACUCUGGUACAGGAUUGAGAAGCCGCCAUUAACCGUCUCAGGUAUCUCAAGAUGAACAAGAACGCUCUUGAGGUUCAAUUUAACCGCAAGCAAAUUGCAUACUGAACGUGAUACAUUGAUAUGAUAAGGCACUACAACACUUGGAUUGCACAAUAUUUAUAAAAGGAAAAGGAGGAAAAUGUGGUGAAUUAUGACUGUAGCAUCAAGAGGAAUCAAAAGAACAGCUUGUUCUAUAGGGUUCUAAGUCAUUAAGUUAGCAGAGAUUGAGGGAUACAAGAAGAGAGAAAUAUGUUGGCACACUAUGCAAAAUCCCUUCAGCACUUAAAAGCCGUAAGGCAAUGCUUUAAACCUCCAUGGGUUUUCCUAACUUUUUCUUCUUACUCAGACUCUCCUCCCAAGAAGUCAAAGCUUGCCCCUCUACAGGAGAGAAGAAUGAUAGACAGGUUCAAAUUAUAUGCUAAAGGAGGUGAUGGUGGCAACGGGUGCUCCAGCUUUCGCCGUAGUAGGCAUGAUCGGCGUGGUGUACCUGAUGGUGUGUUCUCUACAAUAGGUGGGAAUGGUGGAAGAGGUGGCGAUGUGAUUCUGGAAUGUUCCCCAACGGUUUGGGACUUUAGUGGUCUGCAGCAUCACUGUACUGCAAAUCGAGGGGGACACGGAGCCUCAAAGGACAAGAUUGGAACCCGGGGAGCUGAUAAGGUUGUCCAAGUACCUGUUGGCACGGUUAUUCAUCUUGUAAAAGGCGAAAUUCCUUGUCCAGCUGAAAACUCAAACCAUUCUUCAACAGAUUUGGAUCCUUGGGAGAUUCCUGGCAGACUUGUUAGUAAUGUAUCUGGAUCUUGUCAGGAACCUGUCCUUAAGGCCCCAAGCAUGGAAGAGAAUACAUGUGGCUUAGCAUCUCAUAAUGAAAGAAAUAUGGAGGAAAUGACAAGAAUGGAUCAAACCACUCAUGUUGCCUCACCUGUCAUUCAUUCUCAAUUUUCUACUCCCAAAUCUUGCAUGAAAGAAGAGAUAAAGGAAGAACAAGAGAUGCAAUACAAUGUUGCAGAAUUAACAGAACGAGGUCAACGAGCAGUUGUAGCAUUUGGAGGGGAGGGUGGUUUGGGUAAUGUGUCCAUUAACAGAGGUUCAAGGAAGCCUAGAAUCACCAACUCUAGGUUCCAGAGGGAUAAUGCCUUUGCGCUUGAAGCACCUGAUGAUGAUCAGUCUUUACUUAGUGCUGGUUUUCCUGGUUCCGAGGCUAUUCUUGUAUUAGAACUCAAGAGCAUUGCUGAUGUGAGCCUUGUGGGGAUGCCAAAUGCUGGUAAAAGUACUCUACUAGGCGCUAUAUCAAGGGCUAAGCCUUCGGUUGGCCACUAUGCCUUCACAACUCUUAGACCAAAUUUAGGGAAUCUGAACUAUGAUGAUUUAUCAAUCACAGUGGCUGAUGUUCCAGGACUCAUUAAGGGUGCUCAUGAAAACCGUGGACUUGGACAUGCGUUCCUACGCCACAUUGAACGCACGAAGGUUCUAGCUUAUGUGGUAGACUUGGCUGCUGCAUUAGAUGGUAGAAAGGGAAUUCCGCCAUGGCAGCAGUUAAGAGAUUUAGUUUUAGAGCUUGAAUACCAUCAAGAAGGUUUAUCUGAUAGACCAUGCUUAAUAGUGGCUAAUAAAAUUGAUGAAGAGGGAGCUGAUAGAGUUUAUGAAGAACUGAAAACAAGAGUGCAAGAUGUUCCUAUCUUUCCUGUAUGUGCCGUUUUGGAAGAGGGAAUACCAGAGCUAAAAGAUGGUCUUAGGAGGCUUAUGGACGGUCAAAUGUUAUACAGACUCAAAAUAGAUAAAAUUAUGGUUAAUUAGGUUAUCAGUGAGUGUUUAUUACUGAGAGCUUCUCUCCAUUCUUUGGGUCAUACGGAAAAAAAGAAGAGGAAAACUUGCCUCUGUGGCAUUCGGCUUAUGGUUGGAUUAGGAUAUUGGUGACAGGUGUUCUUCAUUAUUGAGAGUGUCUCUUCGUUCUUUACAGCAUUGGCCAUUUGGUCAUUUUGAUGGGUUGUUGAGUUCAAGUGUCUGUUAUUUUCAAAACAAAUCGGAUGCCAAUCGUAGUAGUCCAUUUAAAGAAAUGCCAAUUUUAUUCAA
Molecule: messenger RNA, 2292 nt
Organism: Ziziphus jujuba (common jujube)
Lineage: Eukaryota; Viridiplantae; Streptophyta; Magnoliopsida; Rosales; Rhamnaceae
Product: probable GTP-binding protein OBGM, mitochondrial
Exons: 8
Coding region: 472-2016 (514 amino acids)
Cellular component (GO): mitochondrion
Molecular function (GO): GTPase activity; GTP binding; magnesium ion binding
Source: RefSeq, a predicted model, not a curated record